AUGAUCCACGGUUGGCUGAAUCCACAGAAGCAAACCGCGGAUACAGAGGGCAAACUGGUCCCCAUUGCCCUCUCCUUGCUCACGACCGUGCCCCUGGGUGACCGAAUCCACCCACCCCCAGCCUCGGCGACCACCCCGGCUGUGCCGCCGCGGCUGCAGACUCCUCGCGUCCUGACCGUCUUCUGGUUGUUCCUGCACCACGUGGCCGCAGGCACCUUCUGCCUGGCCCUCCUCUCUGUCCAUCAAACCCGCUCCCGUGUCUGGAGCGGCUUCUGUCACGUCCUGACGGCGCCAGGCGCUGUGCCGACGGCUCGUGUGCAGGUGUGGGAGAGGAUCACACUUGUUUUCGGUGCACAGGCUCUGCAUCGAGACUUGCUGGGUGUAAAUCCCAGCUUCGCCUCUCGCUGGCUUUCGAACGUUUUUUAUCUAUCUUUCUUCUCUAAUAGUGACUUGAAUCCCACCAAGAAUUCUGGGCCAGUGAUCAUUCACGCAAGCAGAUGUGAAAAAUACGUUGAGACAAAGUAUCCCCAUGAAGCAGCGUACGAUGCCUUCCUGUGCGGAUCAGUUCUUUUGAAAGUGGCCCACUUGCUCGUAUGGAGAGUGCACGGGGCUCUUCCCAUCCCUGAGCCCUCCUUCCCGCUGUACCUCGACGUGCUGGCUCCCUAUGUGAACCAGGUGAAUCUUAUCCGAGCCAGGGUCCCCAAGAUCAAUUUUUCGGGUCCAGAUUGCCCCAGUAUCCGCCCUCCCAUCCUCAUCGUCACCGUCAGGAGGUGGCCCGGGGUCAGCGAGCAGCAGGUCUACCGCGAGUUUCAGAACCUCUGCAAGUUUGACGUCAGGAGACUGGUGGGGAGCCGGUUCCUGCUCCUGACCAAUAAGUUUAAGGACACCCGGAGGAUCCUGAAGGAGUACAGGUGCCACCCCAGCCUGCAGGUCUCCCUGUACCGCUACUGGAGACACUCCCCGAACGUCAGCUGCCUGUUACAGGUCUGUGGCGUAGUCACCACCUGGGCCUUUAUCGCGUUUCUCCUGGGAAGAGCUCGCCCCUGAGCGCAGCAGGGCCGCCUGCAGUCCCGUCCUGUCUCCGCGCGAUCCCGGGGCUGCUGUCCUGGCUUCUGUUUGUU
Molecule: messenger RNA, 1121 nt
Organism: Physeter macrocephalus (sperm whale)
Lineage: Eukaryota; Metazoa; Chordata; Mammalia; Artiodactyla; Physeteridae
Product: poly(A)-specific ribonuclease PNLDC1-like
Exons: 9
Coding region: 1-1047 (348 amino acids)
Molecular function (GO): nucleic acid binding
Source: RefSeq, a predicted model, not a curated record